Molecule: messenger RNA, 1928 nt
Organism: Pseudogymnoascus destructans
Lineage: Eukaryota; Fungi; Ascomycota; Leotiomycetes; Thelebolales; Thelebolaceae
Gene: FET5
Product: ATP binding protein
Exons: 2
Coding region: 771-1667 (298 amino acids)
Molecular function (GO): GTPase activity
Source: RefSeq, a predicted model, not a curated record
AAGGCACCAUUUCUGGGAAAAUGUACCGAUGUACCGACCAGCACAAUAAACCGCGCAAGGUACAACAGGGCCACCGCCGAAAAAAGUAGGAAAACGACGGGCUUAGAGAUGAAAAAUUGUGCUGGCGAUUGGGAUGAAGAUGGAGAAUUCUCGAGGGCUUCUGAAUUGAUAGACACGCCUCAUAACUACUAUGGUAACUACUAUGGUAACUACUAUGGUAACUACUAUGGUAACUACUAUGAUAGCUACUAUGAUAACUACUCGAUAUUAUACCGAAAAUAGGGCCAGGAGUACUUCGUCGGGCGGUGAGAAUGGGCUGUUUAUGUUUUGUUCCUUGUCCCUUCCGUAGCGGCCACAUUUCAAUCAACCAGCGCCUGAAAUGCCCGAGUCGCACCAAGUGCGUGAUGCACGUGCCCCCAAUCACACACCCAACUCGCAACUCGCAACUCAACGCCAGUCAUCCCCGCACUUACCAUGGAUUUCAACGAAAACCCCCUUAAACAGCUCAUUCUACAGCACAAUAACAAUACACGUGUGCUACUUGAAAGACCUAAACCCUCACUUCUUUGAAACAAAACAGGUCGAGGUCCAGCCCUCCAUCCCACGGAGCCUUCUCAUUCGCCAGCCUUUCGGGCGAGGCUGACCAAGCAACGCUGCAAAUGAAUUUUCUAUGAUCGCAUUCCUCAGCCUCACCAACCUUCCCCCCCCCCCCAAGCCAUGCUGCGUCGACUUUAAGAAACUCAUCCCCCACCAACACCAGUCUCUUCACAAUGUCCAAAUUCGGCGUGCUGGUCAUGGGCCCGGCGGGCGCCGGCAAGACCACCUUCUGCAGCUCCCUCAUCACGCACCUGCACCAUAACCGCCGCUCCUCCUUCUACAUCAACCUCGACCCCGCCGCCGAGACCUUCGACCACGAGCCCGACCUCGACAUCAAAGACCUGAUCUCCCUCUCCGACGUGAUGGAGGAAAUGGGACUCGGUCCCAACGGGGGUCUAAUCUACUGCUUCGAGUUCCUCCUCGAGAACCUCGAUUUCAUCACCGAAGCUAUCGACCCGCUCUCCGAGGAGUACUUAAUCGUCAUCGAUAUGCCAGGGCAGAUCGAGCUGUACACGCAUGUUCCUGUGCUGCCGGCGCUGGUGAAGCACCUCACGAUGCAGGGGGGUUUGAGUGUUAAUCUCGCGGCGGCGUAUUUGUUGGAGGCGACGUUUGUGGUUGAUCGGGCGAAGUUUUUUGCGGGGACGCUGUCGGCGAUGUCGGCGAUGAUUAUGUUGGAGGUGCCGCAUGUGAAUAUCCUGUCCAAGAUGGACCUUGUGAAGGGGCAAGUGGGGAAGAGGGAACUCAAGCGGUUUUUGGAUCCCGAUGCAUCGCUGCUCGAUGAUGAUCCUUCGGACCUCGGGGAAGGGGAGGGGCCAGGGGUCGGUGAUCCUCUGGAAAACGGGAGUAUGAUGCGCGGCGAGAGUUUUCGGCGGCUGAAUCGCGCGGUGGCGGGGUUGAUUGAGAGUUUCAGCAUGGUAUCGUAUUUGCGGCUUGAUGUGCAGGAUGAGGAUAGUGUGGGGGCGAUUCUGAGCUAUCUCGAUGAUGCGAUUCAGUAUCAUGAGGCACAGGAGCCGAGGGAGACGGGCGAUUUGGCGGAGAUCGAGUAUGAGGAUGGGGAUGGGGGGGAGUAGGGUGUUGGGAGGAAGGGGUGGUUAAGUGGGUUAUGCAUUUGUUGGAGUUUGGGGGGGGGAUAAACUGGGAUAGGUUCGCAUAGCGGGGGCGUUAUACUGGUGCCUAUCUGGGAUUUGUUUGGGAUCUUUUGUAUAACAAGUAUAUUCAGCUUGAAAAUGAAUACUUGUAAAAGUUCUAGGAUAAGGCUGGGAAAAUUCAUGACGACAACACAGAUUUCAAUCUCACUUCGCGAAGUCACAACACACAAAUCAAAUCAUACC